Messenger RNA from Empidonax traillii (willow flycatcher), 3057 nucleotides. It is a transcript of the gene EDIL3, whose product is annotated as EGF like repeats and discoidin domains 3. The transcript has 11 exons. Gene Ontology annotation, molecular function: calcium ion binding. The record is from RefSeq and is a predicted model, not a curated record. NCBI's taxonomy places the organism in Eukaryota, Metazoa, Chordata, Aves, Passeriformes, Tyrannidae. Bases 177 to 1619 code for a protein of 480 amino acids.
GGACAGGCUCCACGCCGCGCGUAGGGCGGUGGGAAAGGCUGCGGGAUCGGAGCAGGGGCUGAGCUGGGCCGGGGGAACGGGACCCUCGCUGAGCAUCCUCGCAGCGCAGCGCCGGGCGGAGGCACCGCUGGCAUCCCUCGGAAGAGGCGGCUGAGAAGAGGAGGAAGAGGAGCAGGAUGAGCCGCGCGGUGCUGGCCUGGCUGGCGCUCUGCGGGAGCUUGGCGGCGCCGCGCCCCGCCCGAGCGGAUGUGUGUGACUCCAGCCCCUGCCAGAAUGGUGGCAUCUGUCUGUCAGGGCUGAGUGAUGAUUUCUACUCCUGUGAGUGUCCUGAAGGCUUCACAGACCCCAACUGCUCUAGCCUUGUGGAGGUUGCCUCAAUUGAAGAGGAACCAACCUCAUCAGGACCCUGCAUUCCUAAUCCAUGCCAUAAUGGUGGGAUAUGUGAAAUUAGUGAAGCGUACCGAGGCGACACAUUCAUAGGAUAUGUUUGUAAAUGUCCAGAGGGAUUUAAUGGGAUUCACUGCCAGCACAAUGUGAAUGAAUGUGAAUCUGAACCCUGCAAGAAUGGUGGAAUCUGUACAGAUCUUGUUGCCAACUAUUCCUGUGAAUGCCCAGGUGAAUUUAUGGGAAGAAACUGUCAACAGAGAUGCUCUGGCCCACUAGGCAUAGAAGGAGGGAUUGUGUCAAACCAACAAAUCACUGCAUCAUCCACCCAUCGAGCUCUUUUUGGCCUCCAAAAAUGGUACCCAUACUAUGCACGGCUUAAUAAGAAGGGUCUUGUGAAUGCCUGGACUGCUGCAGAGAAUGACAGAUGGCCAUGGAUUCAGAUAAACCUGCAGAAGAAGAUGAGAGUCACUGGAGUCAUAACUCAAGGUGCCAAGAGGCUUGGGAGUCCAGAAUAUGUAAAAUCUUAUAAAAUUGCAUACAGUAAUGAUGGGAAGUCGUGGACAAUGUACAAAGUGAAAGGCACAAAGGAAGAUAUGGUGUUCCGUGGGAACGUGGACAACAACACCCCUUACGCCAACUCCUUCACUCCGCCCAUCAAGUCCCAGUACAUUCGGCUGUACCCUCAGGUAUGCAGGAGGCACUGCACGCUGAGAAUGGAGCUCCUGGGCUGCGAACUCACAGGUUGCUCUGAGCCCCUGGGGAUGAAAUCAGGACACAUACAGGACUUUCAAAUCACUGCCUCCAGUGUUUUUCGUACACUCAACAUGGACAUGUUUGCUUGGGAGCCCAGGAAAGCCCGGCUGGACAAGCAAGGCAAGGUUAAUGCCUGGACCUCAGGCCACAACGACCAGUCACAGUGGCUGCAGGUUGACCUGCUCGUCCCUACAAAAAUCACUGGGAUCAUUACCCAGGGAGCUAAAGAUUUCGGUCAUGUCCAGUUUGUGGGGUCGUACAAGCUUGCCUACAGCAAUGAUGGGGAGCACUGGAAAAUAUAUCAAGAUGAGAAACAGAAGAAGGAUAAGGUGUUCCAGGGGAACUUUGACAAUGACACACACCGCAAGAACGUCAUCGACCCACCAAUCCACGCGCGGCACGUGCGGAUCCUGCCUUGGUCAUGGUACGGCCGGAUUACACUGCGGUCAGAGCUGCUGGGCUGCACGGCUGAGAACUGAGGGGGUCCCACUGCCACCAAGGGUCCCUCUGUGGAGGAAACUGUAAGCCUGUAGGAUGCUGAGUCAGUGUUCCAUGAACCAAGUGCUCACUCAUUUUAUGGUAGGCCGCUAACUGUCUUUCCCACAGAGGUCUAAGCCUGCCCUUUAAGUGAUCCAAUCCAAUUUUGUCCUUGAAAUCUGUUAGUCUUAUCCCUUCUGCUGUGGAAUUAUCUUCCUAGUUUUCCUUUGAAUUGUUCACACCAGUUGAAAUGUGUUAAGGGAAAGAAAAAAAACAAAACAGCAGCAUCCUUUUUACAAGGGAAGAGAAAUGGCGUGACAACGCUCAUUUGCAGCUUUAGGAACAUUGGGCUCAUGAGUUCUCCAUAAAUCAUACUGUCAUCUUACUUGCAAAAAGUGAUACUGCAGCUUUUAGCAAUAAGUUUACUUGGGGAUGACUGCAUUAUAGUAAUUGUGCCUAUCAAACACUGUCAGUAUUUAUGACAUAUAUUUUGGAAGAUACUCCUUGGUACUGUAGAGCACAGUACCUGUGGUGUUACAAGCUACCUUUUAUCACUUUCAUCUGGACAGCAGAGUCCAUGCACCUGGAGGGUUUUCCUGAUUAACCCCAUUUUCCUCCUCUGUUUUGCAUGCUAUAAAACACAACCUCCAUCUUUUCCGUUUAGUAUCACUGAUGAUGUUGUUUUUCCUUGUCAGAGGUCACCUGUUUGCAUAUGUAACCAAAUCUGCUCUCAGUGUAUUAUGAAAUUAAUGAAUUUGCCAAAGUUUAUUCAAUUCUGCUUGAGAUGUGCUUUUUCAAGGAGGCAGAGAUGAGACACCAUGCUACUCGUGGCGUCUCAUCUUGGAUGCCCACAUAGGUAAAGGCACACGGCGCAUCAGAAAUCCCAUUUCAUUACUUGCCCUGGGUGACCACACAGCCCUAGACAAAGCUGCCCACCCAAUUACUGCUUUUCAGAAUCCCCCUGAAUUUCUGUGAGGAGGAAAAUAUGAGGUGGAGGAACCAAGUGCUAAAAGACACACAGGAGGAAUGAUUCCCUUAAUGCCAGGAAAAUGUUCCCCUUGGGCUUUUCUUAAGGUCACAACCUUCCGCCUGGAAGGUGAGAGGUGUCGUAGGACUGUGUAGGAAAGCUUACCCCUUGUCACCCUCCACUCCUACAAAAGUUCUUUCAGACACAGACCAGUGAACCACAGGGAGGCUGUUUCUGCCAUGCCCCAUCUACUGAAAUGCUUUGCACACUCUAUGUUGGUUUAGGAGUGUUAUAGCAACCCCACUUUAAAAGUUUAGUAGCUUUUAGAAGGAAAAAUGGAGCAGAAGAGGGGAUGUUCUCUCUUAUGUCGUAAUUUCCCCCGCUGAUGGAGGUAACAAUACCAACCUUUGAAGAGCUGUCCUAGUUUCCUUGGAGUAAAGUGCUCUGUGACUAUGUAAAAGGAUCACCUAAGU